This is a messenger RNA of Ziziphus jujuba (common jujube), 661 nucleotides long. Its product is annotated as protein BUNDLE SHEATH DEFECTIVE 2, chloroplastic-like. The record is from RefSeq and is a predicted model, not a curated record. Gene Ontology annotation, cellular component: protein folding chaperone complex; chloroplast stroma. Gene Ontology annotation, molecular function: protein folding chaperone. The transcript has 5 exons. The coding region runs from base 125 to 508 and encodes 127 amino acids. Lineage: Eukaryota; Viridiplantae; Streptophyta; Magnoliopsida; Rosales; Rhamnaceae.
AAUGGCCAGCAACCAAAUCCAGUCCUUCAGAAAAAUCAACAAUUCGUCGGAAUCUAAUCCUAUUGUUACGAUUCAAAGCCAUUUCAACCACAGAGUCUGAAACUCUUAGCUUUCAUAUGUUUCAAUGGCCUGUCUUCUGUGCUCAGCACCUGUAAAUUCUAUGAGAGCCACACUUGAACCAGACAAUCAUGGAAAUCUGAAGCUUGUUCCAAGAUUCAACCUGUUACAAAAUUUUCCAGCUGCUAAACUUGGCCAAGUGAAAGCUAAGGGUGUAAAGGAUAAUAAGAGCACCAAACCAAAUAGUGUUAUCUGUCCUGAUUGCGGUGGAAACGGUGCAGUUCUGUGCUCACAGUGCAAAGGUAGUGGAGUAAACUCAAUUGAUUUCUUCAAUGGACAGUUUAAAGCCGGUGAUUCGUGCUGGCUUUGCGGAGGCAAAAAGGAUAUGCUAUGUGGGAAUUGCAAUGGAGCUGGCUUCGUUGGAGGUUUCAUGAGCACUUUUGAUGAGUAAAAACUAAUUGUGUAUAGUGAUUAAGGAAUCUCAUGGAUUUGUAUAUCUGUUUGUACAUUUUGAAUAUAGUUUUUGUACCUAGGCAUGUAUGAAUUAUAUGUUUACAAAAUCUAAUUCAUGGAAAUACACAAAUGAUAUUUCAGCCUAAUAUAA